This is a messenger RNA of Aspergillus costaricaensis CBS 115574, 1617 nucleotides long. Its product is annotated as putative COP9 subunit 3. The record is from RefSeq and is a predicted model, not a curated record. The coding region runs from base 1 to 1488 and encodes 495 amino acids. Gene Ontology annotation, cellular component: COP9 signalosome. The transcript is spliced from 5 exons. Gene Ontology annotation, biological process: ubiquitin-dependent protein catabolic process. Lineage: Eukaryota; Fungi; Ascomycota; Eurotiomycetes; Eurotiales; Aspergillaceae.
AUGGCAGAGAUUCUCGCACAUCUCACUUCGGCGUCAUCUGAACUUCGUGCAAUAAAUAAUACGCGCGAUGAAAGAUAUGACACACAAAUCCGUGACCUGGUUGCAUACAUUAAGAAUUGCGAUAAGGAUCUUGACACUCAAUAUCUCCUAGAUAACCUCGAUCCGUCACAGCACACGUUAUGCUACCUUUUGAUUCUCAAUACUCAAGUCGACAGUCUACAAAAGCGGACAAAGGAGAAUGUGCCAGACGAAAUCAAGCCAGGGAAUGAUUUAUGGUCUAGAGUGGCCUAUUUUCUUCAACAUUUUGAUCCAAUCCAGGUCCGGUAUGCUGGCUAUGAGUGGCGCCGACUUGUUGAACUCCUGGCACAUGCUGCUGAAGUUACUGCGAAGCCGUUCCUAGCGGUCCAAGUGAUAAAGGAGGCAUUGCUUCGACUAAACUCACCUGGUGUCCUUACAUCAUUGCAUGUUACGUUCCUCAGACUUACUCUCCUUUCCAAGUCUUAUCAUCAUGCUUUACCGGUUAUGGAAAGAUGGGUUUUCCAGUUUCCUACCAGUUCAGUCCAAGCCUACCGCAAGCAUAUCAGUCGUCCGUUGUGUUCCGAAGACACUUUCGGCGAUACGUUCAUCUCCGAUGCAUCUGGCUUCUCUGCAAAGCUGACAUACAGAGAUCAUAUGAGAUUUUUCCUGUAUGGCGCAAUGAUUUACCUGGCAUUAAAGGAAUGGGAUAAGGCGUUACAUUGGUUAAGCAUCGUCAUAUCGUCUCCUGUCAAUGACUCUGUCAGCAAAAUAAUGAUCGAAGGCUAUAAGAAGUGGAUAUUAGCUAGCUUGCUGGCGCACGGAAAGUUGAUCUCAUCGCCUAGAGUGAUCUCUGCACACGUUUCGAAAGUAUAUCAAACGUUAACAAAACCCUACGCAUCCUUGGUCGACGCUUUUGAGAGGGGUGACUAUCCAAGGUUGAGAGCUGAGAUCGACAUUGGUCGGUCAGUUUGGCGUACUGACAAUAAUGAGGGCCUAGUCUCUCAGCUGUUCUACGCUUACAAUUCGUUUCUUGUUAUCAAGCUAGGCAGGACUUUCUCGGCUCUCACUGCAGCGGAUGUGGCACAACGCACGCUUGCACCAUUGGCAUUUUCUGCAAAUAUCGAAGACUUCGUGGCGUUGCUCGUAAUGUCUGGCACCCUCAGCGCUACGCUAGUGCAUCUGCAUGGUCAAGCAGAUGCAACAAUGCUUCGGUUUUUUGCGCGCCGUGAAUCGUACCUCAAUAGUGAAAUACUGAUGCGAACACGAUUGGUCGAAGAGGCUCGGGUACUAGGACUAAUAACGAAAGAUGCUAACCAAUGUAGCAGUGAGUUGCAGCUGGGAAAUGAAAGUCUUCAAGUCUUAUCUAGAAAUCAGAGGUGGCCUGAUGCUUCAAGGGUCAGUGGCGAUGCUGUUGGAGAACUAAAUGGUGGUCUGGAAAUUGAUGAAGACAUCAUGGGAGAUGGCACCUGAAGUAUGAGGAAACAUCGGUGAAUGUCAUGCCCAACUUGCCCAUGUCCAAUAGCGGAUCUAGAAACAGGGCUAAGGUAAUAUGUAUUCCAAGCCGACUUUUCCCAACAGUCCUGCAUUUGUAAGACCCGC